AUGCACGAAAUCUUUCUCACAGCCCUCGUCGAGGACAAAGACUUUGCCGGAGCAUGCUCCGUACUAGGUGGUCUCACCAACAUGGACCCCUGGGAGUCUAUCCAACGAGUUCUCUACUUUCAAGGUCCACCGCGACCAAUGGGCAUCUUCAAUCAAAGCUCCAUUAAGAAACCUAUAAGCCCUCCCAAUACGGGCUUCCUGUGGAAAGAGCUUCACCAGAACUUGACGCGGCAGUCCUUCAUUCUUCAGACACGCUACGAUGUCCUCAAGGAUCGCGACAUGGGACCCAAUGCGCCUGCGAUGGACCUUGAUGCAACGCAGGGAAUCUUGAAGUGGACAGACUUUCCAGAUCCGCCGAGGGGUCAGCCUUUACUUACGCAGCGGAAAAAGGUUGAGCUUUGGGAACAGAAGAUGCUGCCUUCACUGAUGCGCGAUAACAAUCACACGCAAACGGAAACAAUUGAGGAAAUGUACCGUUUCUACAGAGAUGAGAUUGAGUUCUGUCUAGUACGAUACUAUUUCCUCCAUCCUAUAGAGAACUACGUUCCCAUGGAGACAAAACAGCAGCAAUCCAUGCCACUGGGCAGUCUACCAUCAUUCGACUCUCUUACUCCCGUGGACCAGCAGAAGCGAUGGUUCCUCCACGUCAAGGCGCACGUAGUGCAGGACAACAAACCUGAGGAGCUACGCAAAGUCCAGGAGCAGCUGCUGUCGAUUAAGAAAGAGUUGGAGGGUGUUUUUGACUUCCGAGGGAUUGACCGCAAGGUUCACGAUACAAGAGUAAUGCAGCAAGCGCAGGGAGUACAGCAGUUACCGCAAAGAGUGACGAUUGGGAAGUGA
Molecule: messenger RNA, 840 nt
Organism: Fusarium poae
Lineage: Eukaryota; Fungi; Ascomycota; Sordariomycetes; Hypocreales; Nectriaceae
Exons: 2
Coding region: 1-840 (279 amino acids)
Biological process (GO): regulation of transcription by RNA polymerase II
Cellular component (GO): mediator complex
Molecular function (GO): transcription coregulator activity
Source: RefSeq, a predicted model, not a curated record